CCCGGACAUGCCCGGGCUUCCCGCGCUGCUCCGUUGCUCUGCGUCCCUGCGUUCGCAGCUGCUCGCGGUCGGCGCCUUGGGCAACGCGAGGCAGACAUGCAGCGUCAUGGUUCUGAAUCUCAGAGGCUGAGGGGAGGCUUUUCACUGAGAAUGUGAAUGCCCAGCUGCCGGCCUUCCCUGGCCAGCACAGCACGCCGUCAGCAGUGAGGGCACCGUGAAGGCCCUGCAGGUACCUGGGAGAAUGGACAAAGUCUGUGACAUGAAAUACAAAAUGAUGGACAGCCCUUUGGGGAAGAUCGAGCUCUCUGGUUGUGAGCAGGGCCUGCACGGGAUAAAGCUGCACGGCAGGAAGGGCGCCGACACUGAGGGUGAAGAGGGAGAAGCAGACCGUUGCUUCCUGACUGUGAUACAGAGUGUGCCAGUCUCCGGCCCCGUGGAGGCCCCUGCUCCUCCUGAGCUGCUCGGCGGUCCGGAGGACGUGGCGGAGCCCCUGAUGCAGUGCGCGGCCUGGCUGGAUGCCUACUUCCACAAGCCUGCGCUCCUCACAGAGCUCCCCUUGCCUGCUCUUCACCAUCCCGUUUUCCAGCAAGAUUCAUUCACCAGACAGGUGUUAUGGAAGCUGCUGAAGGUUGUGAAAUUCGGAGAAAUGAUUUCUUACCAGCAAUUAGCAGCCCUGGCAGGCAACCCCAAAGCAGCACGGGCAGUGGGAGGAGCGAUGAGAAACAAUCCUUUGUUCUCAAGUCCUUCGGUUUUGAAGCAAGCUAAGUCAUGCCUCCACCAUGGGCUGCGUAGACGGCUGGUUUGGGGGCAGAGCCCUGAGCUGCCUCGCUCCAUCCAGGUUUUCAAGUGCCAUGAAUGUUGCAUGCCCACAACGGGCUUCAAGAAGUGUAGCGUGCUCUCCUCUGGCGUCUCAGCCCCUUCCCCAUCAGAAGCAAGUGUCAAACCCACCUCCUUCGCCGUGUCCUGUGGCUGUAUUGAGUGGUUGAAGGACAGCAAGUGUCUGGCUUGUUUACGCCCAAAGAAGCUGGCUGGAAUUGUACCAAGGCGAAAUGUCCUGCCGUCGGCCAGGGAUGAACGGGCUUCUGAAGCAAGUCUUGCAUGAGGAGUUGUGGAGCUCAGACGGGCCGUUACUGUGCAGUUCUACAUCCAGAGGGUGCAAGCAGGGCUACGUCUGAGCAAGUGAGUGGGCUCCCCUUGUAGUUAACUUAAUUGGGAUUUUUAAUUCGUGUCCGCUUCUUACCCAGCAGAAAUAGUUACUAACAUCCCUCGUGUGGCUCAGUCAUCAGCUAGAGCUUGAAAUCAUCAUUUCUAACUCGAGUCUCUUUAGGUUCACCUGCCUCUCUUGCACGGUUUGCACUCCCUACGUACUGUUUGGUUCCAGAAUCCACUCUCUCUGAGCGGCCAAGCCUGGCCAGUGUAGGUAUGUUAGUGUUGAAACCAUGGUUUUUCGUUUCUGAACACUUUUGUGAACAACAGUGUUAUCCCAGAACUUAUUUCCUUUAAAACUGCAAUAUAAGAAUAAAAAGUGUACAAGGAGGUUGCUUAAAAACGUAAGUGGGGCGCAAUCCAGCAGGAUUCCUGUGGGGUUUCUGUCCUGUCUCCAGAGGAACCACACAGUACAGUUCCUGCAGAAAUGUGGCACUCCUUGCAGAAACGCAUCCACAGCCGUCAUUGUCGUCCCUGCCAUGGCCCUCCCAGGGCAGGGCAUGUGGCUCUGUGGGCCAUGUCUCCUCCUGCCACCUCGGCACCCGCACACCCAACCCGGCUGUUGGCAUGCUCAUGUCUAUGACCACAGCAGUGCCAGCUCAGACCUCCGCUGCCGUUGGAACAAGCUGGAUGUCACAGCUGAAUCAAUGUGGAAGUUGUUCAUUUCACUUCAGAGCUGGCCAAAGAUCUUAGUGCUGUUUCGGUUUCAAGAUACAUAGAGGAGCAGCUCUCUGAAGUGAUAGAUAAAUUGGCUUAAAUGUGGGAUACACGAAAAAAAAGCGUUUGUUUUAUUUUGCUCUAAAGGUUUUCCCAGAAGACCAAUCAGGAAGCUGAACCUUCCCACGGUCUCUGAGCACUGUGAUGUACGUGGGCCUGCGUGGGCCUCGUCUGCACACGUGGUCUUGCUGCUGUCCUGGCAGUGGGGUGAUGGAGGGGGCAAGUGGGCCCUCGGUGGGGAUGUAACUGCGUUUGGCCUUCCUCAGCACAUACGAGGUUUUUUCUUUCUUGUUCAUGGGCAUUUGAUUGAAAGUUUGUGUUCAGGAAGCUGAAGUUCACAUCAGUUUUACCUGUUAUCAGUUUGAAAGAGUUGAGAUUUAAAGAGAGCUCUGCCAAGCAGCCCCCGUCUGUGUGUGUGUCUGUCUGAAGGAAUGGGUGGCAGUUGAAAGCCAGGCCCGGAGCUAGAGAAACUGCAGGUACCUUCGCGUCUCUAAGUGGCUGAGGGCAGCUGUCCAGAGUCCUCGGACCCCGUGGCUCCAGCUGCCGACAGACGGAGAGGGUCUGGCCUCCAUCACCCAGGUCCACUCCGAUAGGAUCUGUACUGGGGGUGGGGGAUGACAACGUAGGACGGAGACACUGGGCAGCAAGGUGCAAAUUGAGGUGGAGCCUGGCCUGCCGGCGCCCUGAUUGAUGGAAAGAUGUUGUUAGCAAGCCUUUAAAGUUUCUCAUUAAUGUCUUUUUUUUUUUUCAUUGAUAAAGCUGCAAGAAAAAAUUC
Molecule: messenger RNA, 2698 nt
Organism: Equus caballus (horse)
Lineage: Eukaryota; Metazoa; Chordata; Mammalia; Perissodactyla; Equidae
Source: RefSeq, a predicted model, not a curated record